This is a messenger RNA of Peromyscus leucopus (white-footed mouse), 808 nucleotides long. It is a transcript of the gene Timm17b, whose product is annotated as translocase of inner mitochondrial membrane 17B. The record is from RefSeq and is a predicted model, not a curated record. The transcript is spliced from 6 exons. The coding region runs from base 1 to 519 and encodes 172 amino acids. Gene Ontology annotation, biological process: protein import into mitochondrial matrix. NCBI's taxonomy places the organism in Eukaryota, Metazoa, Chordata, Mammalia, Rodentia, Cricetidae. Gene Ontology annotation, molecular function: transmembrane protein transporter activity. Gene Ontology annotation, cellular component: TIM23 mitochondrial import inner membrane translocase complex; mitochondrial inner membrane.
AUGGAGGAGUACGCUCGCGAACCUUGCCCAUGGCGAAUUGUGGACGAUUGCGGUGGAGCCUUCACUAUGGGUGUCAUUGGUGGUGGAGUCUUCCAGGCUAUCAAGGGCUUUCGCAAUGCCCCUGUUGGAAUUCGACACCGCUUCAGAGGUAGUGCCAAUGCUGUGAGGAUUCGAGCACCCCAGAUUGGAGGUAGCUUUGCAGUGUGGGGAGGCCUGUUUUCCACCAUUGACUGUGGCCUUGUGCGGCUGCGGGGCAAGGAAGACCCCUGGAACUCCAUCACCAGCGGAGCCUUGACUGGGGCAGUACUGGCUGCGCGCAGUGGUCCGCUGGCGAUGGUGGGCUCUGCCAUGAUGGGGGGCAUCCUGUUGGCCCUCAUCGAGGGUGUUGGCAUCCUCCUCACUCGGUAUACUGCCCAGCAGUUCCGCAAUGCACCCCCAUUCUUGGAGGACCCCAGCCAGCUAACCCCUAAAGAGGGAGCUCCGGCCCCAGGUUAUCCCAACUACCAGCAGUACCACUGAGGACGCCGCUGCCUGCCCCUGCCGCCGUGGGAGCUGCUCCUCAGUCCCCUCCUGGAUGAUCUACCUCCAAGGGAGGACUGCCUCCUACAUAGCCCUGAGACCCUCCAGAGAGGGCCUCUGUUCGACUCCCUUGUUCUGUGGUAGGGGUGGGGAUACCCCAGCAGCCUUGUCACCUGGGUCCCCUUUUUUUGUCUCUCAGGGCAUCCCAGCCUCACACAUGUAACAGUCUCUCAUCCCAGAUCUUCCGUGUGGCCCCCUGAAGAACGUUUAAAGCCAGUUUUGAAAUGUC